AUGCUGCAGUGUAGUGGUAACAAAAGAUUUUAUUUUUCACUACCAUGCUCGAGGGAACUGAAAAAUGUGGUAAAAUUAAAAUUAUUCGAAAAAGAAGAUAAAAAUAGAAUAAUAAACAUAUGGAAGGAGAAGUAUAAAAAUGAAAAAUAUGUUAUUGCUGAUUAUAUAAAUAUACAAAAAUAUGAAUUAAUAAAAAAAAAUUGCAAAAAUAAUUCUCAUUUUAUUAUUCCAUCUAAAAAACAAAAUGGUUACAUAAACUUCUAUUCUCAAUUUAUUGAUUAUAAGUUAGUAUUUGUAACACCACUUGAAGAUUAUAAUAAAUACAGGUCUAAUUCAAUGCCGUAUAUUACGUUAAAUUUUUUUGACGAAUUAAAAAAUAAAGAAAUUAUUUUAACAAAAUUAAAUAUUAUAAAUAAUACUAUAACAAAAGAUCAAGCCAAAAAAAUUUUUAAUUACAUUCAAUUCUUUUAUGCUGACUUUAACAAUUUUCAGUAUGUGUACAAAUUUAAUAAUGACAGCAGGAAUUUUAAUUAUAAAGCAUUUUUUAACAAAUUCCAAAAUAUGUUUUAA
Plasmodium malariae is the source of this 570-nucleotide messenger RNA. RefSeq names its product ATP synthase mitochondrial F1 complex assembly factor 1, putative (gene ATP11). Bases 1 to 570 code for a protein of 189 amino acids. Gene Ontology annotation, cellular component: mitochondrion. The transcript has a single exon. The record is from RefSeq and is a predicted model, not a curated record. Gene Ontology annotation, biological process: mitochondrial proton-transporting ATP synthase complex assembly. NCBI's taxonomy places the organism in Eukaryota, Apicomplexa, Aconoidasida, Haemosporida, Plasmodiidae.